CGUAUAUUGCUUACAUUUUUGGACUUGGACACAAGCGAGUAUUCACAACAAACAAAAAUGAAUGCAAAUUUUGAUUAUAGUGCGUUUUCUGCGAAAUGCAAUGAAUACUUCGAUCAGCAUCCAAUCAACUUAAGAGAGUUGUGUGUCACUAAAUCUGUUAUAAAGACAAACGAUUUCUUCAAAAGUCUCGAGGAAAAUAUCGAAGCCGAGACGACGCCGACUUCGCCUGGCAAAGUGCUUGGCACAGUCGAAGAAUAUGCAGAACUGUUUAAAGUAUUUGACACUUACCCAAGCAAUCUGCAGCGUCAGCCGAAAAAACGCGAACUGCAACGUGCAAACUCCGUAAUCAUCAAGGGAAAUGAUGCUAUGCAGGAUCAAACUGCUAUCAACACCUCAAGCGCCUCUUUGGCGCUCAGCAUUAGCCGCUUAGAGCAGGAGUCGAGCGCAGCGCAAGUAUACAAGGACUAUAAGAAUUUUCAGCAGAAGCUGCGGCAGGUUUUUAAUGAGGCUUCUGCUCUGGAAAGCGAACAAUCAGUCUACUUGGACAAGAUCGCACAGCUGGAAAUGUUUGCUCAGCAGCUGGAAAAUCUUAUGCCCUGCAAGCGUGAGGCGCCUGAUGCGUUCUCGGCCGAAGAGACGAGCAAGCUGAAUGCCAUUGCUGAAAACAUGAAGCAAUUAAACUAUCUACGCUCGCACAGCCUCUCACCUGUGCUCAAUCCCAUGGACACGGCCGUUGCACGCCUGGAGACUCUGGUGGAAGUGCUCAACUACACUCUUAUUCAAAUAAGCUGCUUCAGUACUACUUAAAUGUGUUUAUUAAGUUUUGUAUAUUAAAUGAAUUUAUGUGCUCUCGCAAUGUGA
Messenger RNA from Drosophila montana, 861 nucleotides. RefSeq names its product mitotic spindle density 5 (gene msd5). Bases 58 to 807 code for a protein of 249 amino acids. NCBI's taxonomy places the organism in Eukaryota, Metazoa, Arthropoda, Insecta, Diptera, Drosophilidae. The transcript has a single exon. The record is from RefSeq and is a predicted model, not a curated record.